This is a messenger RNA of Rotaria sp. Silwood1, 2766 nucleotides long. The record is from the annotation of a GenBank genome assembly. Lineage: Eukaryota; Metazoa; Rotifera; Eurotatoria; Philodinida; Philodinidae.
AUGGAUAAUAAUGACAUUGAACAUUUAAUUACUUUGACAGGUGAACAGUUUUAUCAACAUAUAGAAGAGAUAUAUGGAAAACUAGUUAUGAAAAUUUUACGAUAUCACGAUGUGGAUAGUUACAAAGUUUUAAAUCAAGUUAGUCAACAGGAACUGAUUGAAUUAUUUGAAAAACCUGAUGAUGAAAAUUGUACCGAUGAAUUAAUGAACUUGAAAAAAGAAAUCUGCACCAUAUCCCAGUAUUCCACAUCAUUAAAAGUUGGAACACGGAAAAAACUCAUCUCAUUAUUAAAAUCAGCUCAAAAUAUUAUUAAGAAAAAAAGAUUUCAAUUACGUUCUGAAGCAAGAUUGAGUCGAGUCAAUCAAUAUCGAUCGACGUCAUCAUCAACCGAUGACAACAAUAUUGCCAUUGAUAAUAAUUUUGAAAAAUAUCAAAAAUCAAUCGAAGAAUCUAUCGAUAAAUUAUUGAUCAAAAUGGAUAGAAGCAUUCAUGGUUCUGUAUUUACAAAUGUAUCAGUGAAAAACUUUCAAAUUUUUGUGGACCAUAACAACGAAUUACUUACACCAACUUGUUCCAUACAAUGUGUUUGUAAUGAUCGUAUUAGAUUGUACUACAAAAGCCAACAUUUUCAAUUAUCAAAUUUAAUAAAACAUCUAAAUUCCAAUAGAAAAAAUCAAAUACCUAGUACCGGUAAUGAAGAUGAAGAAUUAGGAGAACCACAGCUACCAAGUGGUAGUCAAUGUUCAAAAAAAGAAAGUACUCGAUCAAUCAAUAACACUAGUUUAGAUACAUCUACAUUUGAUGAUACUAUCAAUGAUGAUACACCAAUACCAAUAAGACCAAAACAAACACAAAGUGGAAAUUCUGGUGUAGUUCCGAAAAGUAAUCGUUACGGUAAUGCAACUGUUGGUUCAUCAAAAAAUCGACAAAGUGGACAAACAUCAAAUCGUAUGGCUCCCGACGAAGGUGAAACACAUAGUUCAAUUUCGAUUCUUUCAUCAAUAAAUAAAAACAAGAUUUUAUGGGGUAAAUUCGAUCCUUCUGAUAUUUUAUCUGUAUUACUUGAAACAAUUCACUUGAAUUCAAAUCGAACACCGAACAAUUAUCGAUACGGAAAUGCUGUUUUAAGAUUUGCUGCCUGCAUCCUUAUACUUGCUGGUGCUUAUGUGUACCAAUUUCUUCGAUUUAACUUCAAGUAUCUUUUACCAUCAAUUCAAACAGUCAACACUGUUUAUAAAGAAAAUCCGUAUCGUGAAGCUCAAUUUCGAUUUAAUGAAUCAAAGGUUUACCUUGAUUCCAUGGAUUGUCAAUAUGUUUUCUUAUCCGAGGACUGUUCAGGGAUUAUCCCAAGAGUUGAAUAUGACUCAACUUUUGAUUGUUUUAAUGGAUUUGUUACACCGAUUAUAAAAGGCAAACCAAUCGAAAAUGCUUUUAUUUGUCAAUCAUUCGAAGAAUUACAAGAUUUAUUUGAUAAUCAUUCACGUUCUAAUCUCGUAAAUGUACAUGCACUUCAGCCAAUAUCGAAUACUAAUUGUUUUAAACCAUCAGCAACAGUGCUUGCUGCCUAUGGCACUGAUUGUAAAAUUUCGUCUAUCGAUAUAAUACAACGAUGGCUAAUGAUGUACUUCGAAUUACGUUCAAGAAAUAUUUUUGUCUUAGGCGUAUCCACAGAUGGGGACCCGAAAUACCUCCGCGCUAUGCGGUUGGCUUAUAACUUUUUCGUAAAAGAUCGAACAAUACAUAUUUAUAAUGACAAAUUAUCAUUCACAAUUGAUAUACCAUUUGCUUGGUGUUCAUGGUAUUUUCUUCAUCCUACUCAAUUGUUUCUAUUCUUACAAGAUGGCAUACAUCUUUGUAAUAAGAUGCGUAAUCGUCUUUUGUCUCCAAAAGUUUGUCUUCGUACAGGAUCAUUUAAAAUAACAGUCGAACAUUUAUAUCAAUUAAUUGAAUCAACCAAUAAGGUUGAUAGUAAUUUAUCUAAAUCUGAUUUAAGACCGUGUGAAGCCAUUUUUCGAGAUGCACGUGCUCUGUCAGGUGUAUAUUCUACGAGAAUCAACUUUACUAUAAAACAAUUUUUACAAAGAAUCAAUAAAUUAAAUGCAUUAACGGAAAUAAAACAGUUCGAAUCAAAUAAUAAACAAGCAAAAAUCGUUUUUCCUGUUCAUCACAAGAUCAAGCGUAUAAAUGAAUACAAUGAAUCUAAUAAUAUCACUGAAGAUACUGAUUUUAGUUCGGAACACAUCGAAGAAAUUAUUCUUCGUGCUUAUGAAACAGCACAAGAGAUGGUCGAAUCUGUAGGAAUGCAUAAAGAUUUGAUCAAGUAUAAAAUUUACAACAUAGAAGAAUCAUCGAAAAUGGCAAAAGAUUUAUUACAAAUGAAUACAUUAACUGAAUCUGAAAUUCUUCUUCUUGAUGGUCGUGAUGAUGAAUGCAGCGAUGAAGAAGAUGCAUUCAUCGCAGAAGAUGGAGAAGAAGAAGAAGAAGGAGAAGAAGAGGAAGAAGAAGAAGAAGGAGAAGAAGAAGAAAAAAAAGAAGAAAAAGAAGAAGAUGUUGAAGAUGAUAAUAAUGAAUCUCAAUAUAUUCAGACAGUCAAUGGUAAUGAUGAAGAUGGUAUUGAGGAUUCAAUUGGAAUUGCUUAUAAUGAUUAUCCAUCGGAAGAUGAUCGACCAUCAACAUCUACUUUCGAAAAUGUACAAUCUACAUCAUAUUCAGGUGUUUAUCAAAAACAUUAUCUUCUAAAAGAUGUAUCAGUAGAGUUUAUAUAG